AGCGUAUGGUGAGGAGCAUCCCCUUGUAACAAGGGAUGCUGAUUGUGUAGGAAAUGAUGUUUCUCCACUCACCGACAAUGAGCAGAUGAAUGAUAUGUUGAAAGAUGUGGUGGACAACGUAAACGAAUAUGAUUGCUAAGUUCACCCCGAAUCUGGAGAACCUUGUGGAGGGUGUUGUUGAAAAAUGUUUUAGUAGUUUUGUGUCGAAGAUGACUGGGAUGGGUUUGGGCCGAAAUCUCGAUGAUUUUUGUCAGAAUAUGACUACAGGGAGUACUGGUCCUAGCGAAAACAAAGCGAUUCCAAAAAAUGAAUAUAUUUUUACAAUGGGGAACACAAUGAAUCAUUUCUCGAGGGUGAAAGAACAUAAUGACAAUGAGGACUCCAAACAUUCCAGAGGUACUGGCCAAGAAAUGUCAGCUAAUUCUCACAUGGGGGUGAAGGCAAAGCGUAUUAAGCCGGGUUUGUUCGAGAAGAGGCUACUGGCUUUUGUAAAGGGGUGGAGAGAUUUGAAAAAUGAAAAUGCGCCCGUCACUGAUCGAGUGUGAUGGGAUUGAUGCAACACAACGUGAUUGUUAUCUGUGCUCGCCAAGGGCUAGGGUUGGUGAUCAAUACGUGAGGAUGGCGGCUGUAUUGUACACGAAAAAUUGGUCUACUCGGCAUUCUAUGAAAAGGAUUAUGUUAGAUCCUUCGUAUGCGGUGAAUGUUCUUUGCGUUGGGAGUAGUUAAAUUAAAUGGUGCGGACCUUUCCCUUAUUAGUUUGAUGUUGUUUUCUAGCAUUUUGUGAUGCUUGGGAAAGAUGAGUACAAAGUGCUUGGGAAGAAAUAUUGCAGGAGUGUCCUUAGUCACCCUCUAGAUCAAAUUCACAGUGUACGUGUCCAUCUUUGGUUUUUCUUUUGUUUAAUUUAGGCUUAUUUGUGGGACUGAAUUUGGGGGAACUAAUGCAUAAAAAAAAGCUAAAUUAUUUAUUGUUGAUUCAGGUAUUUGUCCCUGUUUUGGUUCCACAAAAGAAUGCUGAGCAUUGGUUUUGUCUUGCUUUGGAAUUAAAAUCCCAAAGGAUUUGGAUGAUUGACUCUAUGUAUGACAAUCCGUUCUGUACGCAUGAGGCAAUUGUAGAGAUUUUGGUAAGCGGGAUGGUUGA
Molecule: messenger RNA, 1138 nt
Organism: Chenopodium quinoa (quinoa)
Lineage: Eukaryota; Viridiplantae; Streptophyta; Magnoliopsida; Caryophyllales; Amaranthaceae
Exons: 3
Coding region: 129-545 (138 amino acids)
Source: RefSeq, a predicted model, not a curated record